Molecule: messenger RNA, 3984 nt
Organism: Triplophysa dalaica
Lineage: Eukaryota; Metazoa; Chordata; Actinopteri; Cypriniformes; Nemacheilidae
Gene: trip6
Product: thyroid hormone receptor interactor 6
Exons: 11
Coding region: 592-2340 (582 amino acids)
Biological process (GO): positive regulation of non-canonical NF-kappaB signal transduction
Source: RefSeq, a predicted model, not a curated record
UUAAUGUAACGUUUCUACUGUUUCAAAACUCGAAAACCGCACACAGAUUGCUGCAGAUAAGUUGUUGUUGUCGCACCGAUUUUCCAGGAAGUGUAGGAUAUAGGGCUUUUAUAAGAGGAUGUAAGUUUCGUCGUAGCGAAACUCUGUUGUAGCCGAGAGCUCGCGUUACUGCAGUAUGUAUUGUUGUAGAUUAAUGUGUGUCUAAAGAUAAAACAUUUGUCAUACGAGUCGGCCCAACGAUCCCCGGCUUUGCGUGUGAACACACGGUUGAAGGCGCAACGUAAGACGGAGAAGUGUGGGCAUUUCUCUCGUUGCAAACUACUUGUGUUUGGAUCCAGUCCAGUAAAAAGAUGAGACUUCAGAGUUCUGAAGAUAGAUAAAGCUAGAAGUUUGGGACAAUAGCUGUACCAAUGGGAGACUCGAGAGCUGAACGAAUACAUGCAAGUGUUGUGCACCUGUGGGAAUUGUCUUAAUAUCUGUGUGACGGGGAGACAGGCAAUUUGACCAAGGAACACUGGUAUUCCCCUUUCGUUGGAGAAUGGCUGCCCUUUCCUGCUUUUUAACUAAGCACCUAUUGUUAUCGUGGAAACCAUGGGUUGCUACUGGAAACCCAGAAUAGCUUCAAAUUGUUUUAAGGUUGGUAUGUCUGGACCCAGCUGGCUGCCUCCAAGAACUCUGUGUAGCUUAGAAAGUGCCAUAACACCAAUGUCACACACUGGCCCUGCAAUCUACAGACCACCAAAAAAAGGUGACCAGAGGCCCAAAUAUAGCAUGUAUGACCAAACUGGAGGAUCAGGAGGAAACAGUAUGCCUGUUAGGUAUAUGGCUGCUGGACCCUCAGGAAAUGUACAGCACCAGCAUCAAGAUGAUCGCUCCGGGUCUGCUGUCUAUCACCCAGCCGACCGAUACUACAGUCCAGGCCAGGGGCCCAAAGAGGACCACCACACGUGGAGCCCCCACCUGGCCAACCAGGAGCUUCAUAAUCGGGGAUCAGAGAGACACAUCUCUGCUAUUGAUGCGGAAAUUGACUCUCUUACUUGCAUGUUGGCUGACCUUGAUAGUAACCCUCAUUCAAGCACACAGUUGUAUGACAAUGUGCCUUAUAGCAAGCACCUCCCUAUUGACCGCUAUAACCCGCCCAGUCAGUCUGGGGCACCACCACCAAGCAGGCCAUCUAUGGGCUACCCGACUCAACUUCAGAGCCAGUACCACCCCUCCCCACCUUACACCUCUACCCCUCAGCCAGAUUAUGCUUUCCCCCCUCCUUCCUCCGCUGUUAACAAGCCAUAUCCACAACCAGUGCCUGCCUCUUACACUACCGCAUCCACCCCGACUGGUCCACGCUUUACUGUUCAGGUUAAAACUGCCCAGCCAGUGACUUAUUCUCAGAGCGGCCGACAGGCAGAGCAAGCCUACACCCCACCACCGCCCCGUCAGCACGUCUCUGGUCCCGCUCAGCAAGAUCGCCUGCAUUAUCCUGAUUCACAGGGGCAGGGCUGGUACCCACCUCCACCACCUCCAGCCCAAGAACCUCAUGGUGAUCCAUCUCUCUAUAAAGGGGGAUCAGGAAAUAUUCCAGGUGGGCGACCUGGCCAGGGACCACCUAUAAAGAGGGGCCAAGAUGAAGUUGCAUAUCAGCCUAACAAGGGGUCAGCACCCCAGCCUGAAGAAGAGUUGGAUCGACUCACUAAGAAGUUGGUGUAUGACAUGAAUCAUCCCCCUACCGAAGAAUAUUUUGGCAGAUGUGCUAGAUGUGGAGAUAAUGUUCUGGGAGAUGGCAGCGGAUGUAUUGCGAUGGAGCAGGUGUUUCACGUCGAGUGUUUCACCUGUAUCACCUGUCAUGCCCGUUUGAGAGGCCAGCCCUUCUAUGCAUUAGACAAGAAGAGCUACUGCGAGAGCUGCUAUAUAAGCACACUUGAGCGCUGUUCGAAAUGUUCUGAGCCCAUCCUAGACCGGAUUCUGAGGGCGAUGGGAAAGGCCUACCACCCUCGCUGCUUCAAAUGUGUGGUUUGCAGCUGUUGCCUGGAUGGAGUGCCUUUUACUGUAGAUGCCACCUCCCAGAUCCACUGUAUUGAUGACUUCCACAGGAAGUUUGCCCCACGUUGCUCAGUAUGUAGCCAGCCCAUAAUGCCAGAGCCGGGGCAGGAGGAAACCGUGCGAAUUGUCGCACUUGAUCGCAGUUUUCAUGUAAACUGCUAUGUGUGUGAGGAGUGUGGACUUCUCCUCUCCUCAGAAGGUGAAGGAAGAGGCUGCUAUCCCUUGGAUGGCCACAUUUUGUGCAAGAGCUGCAGUGCCCGUCGCAUCCAAGACCUCUCUGCUAAAAUCUCCACUGACUGCUAAUGUACCUGUGCUAUCUCUUUGUAACCUUCCUUUGUAAUAGUUAUUCCUCAGAUAUAUAUAUGUAUGUACCACAAUCUAUAAAUUCACCACCUGGUAUUUAUUUCUUUUGAAAAAUUAAACAGUAUAUAUUACACAAAAACAUUAAGACCUCCCAUUCAGAGUAGCAAUGAGCCAAGAACAACUAAAAGCUCUUGUGAAAUUUGUUUCUCUGGAAAGUUGGCCUUUUUUAAAGUAAAACAGGUGGUGCAUAAAAUGUAAUGCUAAAUUGAUUGUGUAUAAUCAUCUUUGUCUAUGCAUGUUUAUACAAGAUGUAUUCUGAACAGGGUUGAUAUGUGAACAGGGUACAUUUCUACCUUUUGAAAAUAUUAUUGCAUUUUAAUUUUGCAGCAUAAAAAACACCCACAGAAACAUGUCACAGUUUCAACCGCUUGGCAUAUGUUAAUUCAUGCUGUAGAGAUCUUGUCUUAUUGGCAGUUGUCACUUUACAUCGUCUCCACUUAGACCCCUAAUCUACUUUGUCUCUAUUUUCUUAAUCUUUUUAAAACGCAUACUUUGAGCUUUUUAAUGCUGAGCACAAAAGUGUUUGAUUGUGAUUAUUUUAAAGAUUUUUUUCCCGUCUUGUCACUGACAAUUAUGGUAUCACAUACAUGUUGAAGUAAAUUUGAAGCUGAAAUGGGUGCCGUGUGCUUUGACAGCAGAGUUUAUACUUUUGACAGGACUUAAUGUUGGUAUGAUCAGUAAAAUGGAUGGUUUAAAAUAAUUACAGUUCUUUUCAGCUGCUAGAUAACUCAAAAUGUGACGUAGCUUAUUAAAUCAAAUGUCUUAGUUUGGUACUAGGUGUGUCCAUUAAUGACUAACAGGAUAAAUGGAAGAGUAAGACGUUUACAAACAGGCUGCGAUUGGUAUGUAUGUAUGUAUGUAUAUCUUUUUCCAGAUUCCACAGAUCUAAUGGUAUUUUUGUACAGAACAAUAGCGUAAACGUAUUACUGGUCUUUUCCCUCGUAAAUACUCUCUCUUCUCACUGUCUUUAUUUUUAUUUUUUUCAAAUCAAUCUGCUACUAACGGUUUAGUUCACCCAAAAAUAUUUUUUUAUUACCUCACUCUUCAAACCUGUCUUAACUUGCGCUGUGUUCUGAGAAACAUAGAUAUUUUGACAGCCGUUGGUAACCGAACAAAAUUGGCUUCAAGUAACCAUUGUUUUGAAGCACAUUAGAGUGAAUAAAUUGACAGAUUUUGAAUUUCAUAAACCUUGCCUAAAACCGUGUGACAUUAUAAUAGUUUAAUGUCACAAGGGUUUAGUCAAGGUUUAUGAAUGUUUUCAAAACAUAUUAUUUAAGACUUGUAAAAACUUGCUCAAAUGACAUCUGGAAACUAUUAGCACAAAAUGGUUCAGUGGACUAUAUGCUUUGUUUUUGGAUGCUGUUUUUUUCUUAAAUGGUGUCCAUCUAAAUGAAUAUCCUGCAAGAAAAAUCACUGCUAGAAUUAUAUAUUUUGUUGAAAUGCUACAGAUCAUCAAGCAAGUCCUAUGUUGUCAUAAUUUUCCACACAUUUUUUUUGCCAAACAGCAUAAUUUCCUGUUGAAUUCACAUUUUCCAUGCUUGAAUGUAGAUUUUGGGGAAAAUAAAAAAGUAUUUUAUAAAUCCA